Molecule: messenger RNA, 4055 nt
Organism: Paramormyrops kingsleyae
Lineage: Eukaryota; Metazoa; Chordata; Actinopteri; Osteoglossiformes; Mormyridae
Gene: tlr5b
Product: toll-like receptor 5b
Biological process (GO): inflammatory response; toll-like receptor signaling pathway; immune response
Cellular component (GO): plasma membrane
Molecular function (GO): protein binding; transmembrane signaling receptor activity
Source: RefSeq, a predicted model, not a curated record
GUAAAUAAGAGCAGAGGCGGACAGUCCGGGGAGGGUACAGAGCCUAGUAGCUCGCUGAAAAAUAACUUUAGAAGACUUUAGGGUGCGCAUGUUUGAAAUGGAGAUGAACGAAUUUGAUUUUUAAUCUUUUAUUUUUUAUUUUUAACUUCGGAACAUAAUGUGGAGCCACUUGGUCCUUGCUCUUGUAAUCUGUCUCAUGGAAAAGGAGUCUGCCUCAGGCUGCUUAAUUAAUGGACGGUGGGCAUUCUGUGUUGGCGAAUCGUUGUACCACAUUCCAUUAUUGCCUGCCAGUAUUACUGCAGUCGAUCUGAGUGUGAAUUAUAUAAGUGAACUCAAUGAAACAUCCCUGCUUGGAUUGGAAGGGCUUGAAGAACUGUAUAUUGGGUCACAGAAGACGAACAUACUUAAAGUCAGGGCAGGUACUUUUAGAAGAUUGUCCAGUUUGAAAAUUCUCGAUUUAGGAGACAACAAGCUGCUUGUUCUUGAACCUCAUGCUUUUAUGGGAUUAGUGCGACUCCAGUACUUGUCUUUAAUGCACAAUGGCCUAAAUGAGUCCAUUUUAGAAGAUCAGUACCUUCAGCCAUUGCUAUCCUUAGAAUCUCUCAACCUCUAUGGGAACCAAAUACAUAAAAUCCAACCUGGUCUGUUUUUUCAAGAUAUGAGGAAACUGAAAAUAGUAGAUCUAUCUUUGAACAGGGUUGGCAGCAUCUGUGAACAGGAUUUACGUGGAUUUCAAGACAAACACUUUCAGUUGCUUAAACUGUCCAGCCUGCAGCUGAAUGACAUGAGUCUGCCCAAUUUUGAUUGGAGGAGCUGUGGGAGCCCAUUGCGAAGCCUGUCUUUCACUGAGCUGGACUUCUCAUCAAAUGGAAUGACUGUUGAAAAUGCACGUUUAUUUUUUACCGCUGUUGCAGGCACUAAAAUCGAUAAUCUCAUUUUCUCCUCAAAUAUCAUGGGCAGGUCUUUCGGACAUCAGAAUUUGAAUGAUCCAGACAAUGAAACAUUUUCUGGACUUAAUGACAGCUCUGUUAAGAGCUUGGAUUUAUCUAGAAAUUCAAUUUUUUCCCUCGAAUUUUCAGUAUUUCAUGCUUUUGGAGAGGCUGAGAGGAUCACGUUGGCCAAUAAUAAAAUUAACCAGAUUGAAAGAAAUGCUUUUCUCGGACUUGAAAAUUUACGACACCUCAACCUCUCUUACAACCUUAUGGGUGAGAUCUACGACUAUGCAUUUGACAAUCUGCCUGGUCUUAUUCAAUUGGAUUUGUCAUACAACCAUAUUGGUGCGUUUGCAUACAGAUCAUUUAAAGGGCUGGUCAACUUGCGUAUCUUAAAUCUCACAGGAAACAUGGUUAAUACUCUCCACAUACUUGCACCAAUCUCCAGCCUGCAGUUAAUUAGUUUAGCUGAUAAUAAAUUAACAUCCUUAUAUGGUCUUUCUGAUUUCUCCAAAAAUUCCUUACUAAUUGACUUGGAACAAAACCGAUUAAGGAGACUGAGUGAUUUGUAUUCCAUCCUUAACACAAUUCCUUAUGUUCAGAUUAUCCUGUUGGGUUCUAACAUGCUGUCAUCAUGUGAACCGGAGCAGCCAAUGCCAGCAGAAAAUAAUUUGCUGUACCUUGACCUUCAGAAUAAUGCGUUACAGACUGUUUGGGAAUAUGGCGCCUGCAUAGAUGUCUUUCACACUUUUGAUAAGCUUUUAUAUCUCUACUUAAACCACAAUUUACUCCGAUCUCUCCCAAGCAGAGUUUUUGAAGGUCUGACCUCCUUGCGGGAGAUGAACCUGUCUUUCAACUUCUUAACAUACCUCCCGCAGAACGCCUUUCCAAAAAGCCUAAAGUCUCUCGAUCUCUCCCACAACAUCCUGAGCUCUCCUGACCCACGCAGCUUCCAGUCCAUCAUUUUUCUUGACCUCGGUAUGAAUCGGUUUAUCUGUGACUGCAAUUUGAUGGACUUCUUAUUGUGGGUAAAUCACACAAACGUGACAUUUCUGAGUCCUAAGGAAGAAUUGAUAUGUGAAUAUCCCAAAGAAUUAUUGGGAUAUAGUAUCAUUGACUUAACCGCAGAUUCAUGUGAAUAUGAUGAGGAAGAGUGGAUGUCAGAAAUAAGGUUUUGCUUAUUUGUGGGUUUCUCUACAGUUCUGAUAUGCUUCAUCAUGUCAGCUAUCAUAUACACUCAUUAUCGUGGCGAGCUCUUCGCUGUCUACAAGAAGGUGACAGCCAGGGUUCUGGAGGGCCAUCAGAAGACCCCCGCGGAGGAUGGGUCCAAGUACGAUGCUUAUCUAUGCUUCAGCAACAAUGACUUCAAGUGGGUGGAGACUGCGCUACUGAAGAAGCUCGAUUCUCAGUUUUCAGAUCGCAACCCCUUUCGCUGUUGUUUUGAAGCCCGAGAUUUUAUUCCAGGAGAAGAUUACAUAUCGAGCAUACGAGACGCUAUCUGGUACAGCAAGAAGACAGUUUGCGUUGUGUCCAAGGAAUUCCUGAAGGACGGCUGGUGCAUAGAGGCUUUUAAACUGGCUGAGAGCCGGACGCUACAGGAGCUGAGGGACGUUCUCAUAAUGAUCAUUGUUGGAAGCAUCCCACCAUUCAAGUUAAUGAAACACGAGACCAUUAGGACAUAUAUCCAAAAAAAGGUAUAUUUAGAAUGGCCUGAAGAUAUGCAAGACAUCGAAUGGUUUUACGAUAAGCUAAUAGCAAGGAUUUUAAAAGAGGAAAAGGUCGAGAAGAACAAUACUGUUGAAUUUCAAAAUAUCAGCUUUAUUGUUAACUAGAAGACUAGUUAACUUCGUGUAUUCUAGCCUUGAUUAGUAAAAAUCGACUGGAUUUUUAAAAAUCCGACUUUACUUCAGAAAAAAGUACUCGAAUGUCUAAACGCUCCAGGGUGUCUAAAGUGACUAAGUACACUCGGUAAAUGACAACUAGCUGCAGACGAAAGUAAAGGCGAAGCCCCGACUUUGAAGACUGUGUCUCCCUCCCCCUUUUUAUUUUGUAGAUUGAAAUUUGAUGUCAGACCUUUAUUUUGCUUUUACACACCUACAUGCUUUUUUUAAAAUAUAAAAUCCAUUUUUGUUUCCUGAAUGACAGCUGCCCAAUGAGAUUUCCAUCACUGAAAUUUUUCUGCACAGCGCCUUGCUAAAAUGAAAGUUUUUUGCUCUCAGUCUCAUAUUCAGUUUUAGAUUAAACUAGUUACACAUCAGCAGCGUUUUUGUACAAACUGUUAUAUGUAACAUGCCUACAAGCCUAUAUGUUUUGAAGACUUGUACACCGAUCAGCCAUAACAUUAAAACCACUGGGUGCCAUUAUAUAUUACUCAAGUGAACAUUCAGUUCUUGAAGAUCAUGUGUUGAAAGCAGGGAAACGGGCAAGCAAAAGGAUCUGAGCUUUUACAAGGACCAAAUUGUGAUGGCUAGAUGACUGGGUUACAGCAUCUCCAUGUUGAUUUUACUUUGACACGCACCAUCUACCUAAACAUUGUGGCAGACCAAGUACACCCCUUCAUGACAACAACACUUCCUGAUGGCAGUGGCCUCUUUCAGCAGGAUAAUGCUCCCUGCCACACUGCAAAAAUUGUUCAGGAAUGGUUUGAGGAUCAUGGAAAAGACUUCAAGGUGUUAACUUGGCCUCCAGAUUCCCCGAGAUCUCAGUCCAAUCAGCAUCUGUGGGACAUGCUGGACAAACAAGUCAGAUCCAUGGAGGUCUCACCUCACAACUUACAGGACAUAAAGGAUCUGCUGCUAAUGUCUUGGUGCCAGAUACCACAGGACACCUUCAGAGGUCUUAUGGAGUCCGUGCCUGGAUGGAUCAGAGCUGUUUUGGCGUCACAAGGGGAACCAACACAAUAUUAGGCAGGUAGUUUUAGUAUUAGGACUGAUCGAUGUAUAUUAUAUAAUGUGUAGUACAGCAGAUUUUCCUGAAAGCCGGUGGUUGGACUGUGAAGGAACCAGCAGUUUUGGGACAUUGUUGCAUCACACACACAUGUUAAAUGAUAUCUACAAGCCAUGUUGUUACUUCUGAUGGGUGCAUCUAUUAUUCUGCCAAAAAAUAUAAUUUUAAAAUACCCAU